AUGUCGGUUAAAAAAGAUUUUACAAAUAUCGGUGGUUUGGAAAAACAUAUUAGAAUAGUGAAAGAAAUGGUCCUGUUUCCCCUAAUGUAUGGUGAUGUUUAUGCCAAGUUCAAUUUGAAACCACCAAGGGGUCUUUUAUUCUAUGGUCCCCCAGGAACUGGCAAAACUUUGGUAGCCAGUGCAUUGGCAUCAGAAUGUAGUACUUCUGAUCGCAAGGUCUCCUUCAUAUCACGAAAGGGAUCAGAUUGUUUGAGCAAAUGGGUUGGCGAAAGUGAGAAAAAGCUGGAGAAAAUUUUCACUAUGGCUCAACAAACGAAACCUUGUAUUAUUUUUUUCGAUGAAGUUGACGGUCUAGCACCGAUAAGAUCAAGUCGUCAGGAUUUCGUACACGCCAGCGUGGUGACUACGCUUUUAGCUCUAAUGGAUGGCCUGGAGAACAAUUCAGAAAUUAUAGUGAUUGGCGCUACGAACAGAAUCGACGCAAUAGAUCCGGCGUUAAGGAGACCAGGAAGAUUCGACCGAGAACUUUACUUUCCUUUGCCUUGUUACUCUGCUAGGAAAGACAUACUUUCGGUUCACAUUAAAAGCUGGAAGCAGAAGCCUCCUCAAAAGUUUCUUGCCUAUUUGGCCUCGAAAACGAUAGGAUACUGUGGUAGCGAUUUGCAAGCUCUCUGUGCUGAAGCUGUCAUGUGUUGCGUUAGAAGACAUUAUCCGGAAAUUUAUACGUUGAAAUCAAGACAUUACAUAAACGAGCGACACCUCAAGGUAGAGAAACAAGAUUUUCUGAAGGCCCAAGAAAAUAUCGUUCCAGCGUCUCACAGAGUCGUUAUAGCACCAGUAAAAUCCUUGUCGAUGAAAAUUCAACCGCUUUUACGAGGCAAUUUGUCAAGCAUUCAAUCUCAGUUACAAAUUCUUUGUCCAACGGGAAUGUUGACAUCAGAUGAUAUUAUCGGCAAAGCCAAUUCGAAAUCGACCACCUGUCCUAGAAUUUUAUUAUGCGGCGAAGAUGAUUCACAUACUCGGCAUUUAGGUCCAGCUUUGCUUCACGAUUUAGAUCAUUUGCCCUGUCACGUUUUGGAUGUGACAACUCUCUUCGAAGAAACUGGCAGAGCUGCUGAAGAAACGAUCAUUCAGAAAGUGAAAGGAGCACGUCGUACUUUACCAUCAUUGUUAUAUAUUCCUGAUAUUCUUGCAUGGUGGAACCUAGUUGACGAAACAGCACGCGUGGUUUUUGCUUCCCUGAUGAGAGAUCUCGAUAAUACAGUUUACAUGUUGAUUCUUACAACGGCUAAUUCCACUUACGAGGAUUUACCUUUAGAAAUCAAAAAUUCGUUCGAUCGAAGUCGAGAUGAGGUAUUUGAAGUACCAUUACCUGGCUUGCAAGAACGUAAAUCAUUCUUCUUACAGCUUUUUACAAACUCACAAUCGGAUGCUGCUUCUAGCAGAUCCUCUUUUGGUAAUAUAAUAGAUUUUAUACAAAUUAUGGGUCCGAAAAGAACGAAAACCGAAAAUGGAAAAAAAUCCAAGAUGGACACGCACAAGGAUUUAAAUGGACAACGUGGACGUCUUAAUGUUAAACGAGAAUGUAGUGCCUCGGGAGAAGGAUCGGGAUCGAAACGCGCCAAGAUGUCAUGCGCAUCGUUUAAUAUUUCAAGUACCGAGAAUAUAACUGAUCUUCAGCUUCAAGAAUUACUACAAAGGAUCAUCCAAUCAACGGAAAAUUGGAAAAGUAAUCGGUUAGAGAAUUUAUACGGCUCGUUGGAACUUAUCUUGGAAAGAAAAAACGAAGACAAUACGUCGAACGUUAUUGAAAAUUGUUUUCAAGUCUUGGAAGAAAUGAAGAGAAAAAGAACAUUUUUCGAUUAUGAAGAUGAUUAA
This is a messenger RNA of Polistes canadensis, 1878 nucleotides long. Its product is annotated as ATPase family AAA domain-containing protein 2-like. The transcript is spliced from 10 exons. The record is from RefSeq and is a predicted model, not a curated record. Gene Ontology annotation, biological process: positive regulation of transcription by RNA polymerase II. Gene Ontology annotation, molecular function: ATP hydrolysis activity; histone binding; chromatin binding. Gene Ontology annotation, cellular component: nucleus. Lineage: Eukaryota; Metazoa; Arthropoda; Insecta; Hymenoptera; Vespidae. The coding region runs from base 1 to 1878 and encodes 625 amino acids.